AACCUACACAAUCGCCGCGCGGGACCUGCGCCGACAGCCCAGCGCAGCGGAAGCGUGGGAUGGCAGGAGACGCUCGGUCGGCGGCCAAUUGAGUGAAUUGAUCGACGCCCAGGCACACACUGCCUUUGCACUGGUCAAUCGGUUGGAUAUUGGCCACUUGUACAUACAGAAUAGUCAACAGUCGGGCGGGCUUGGGGCACGAUGGAUUGGCUCCUGAUCCUCGGCGUGCUCGCCGUCGUGCUCCCGUCGCUCUACGUCUACACCGCGUCGGUGGUCUCGGCGCGUUUCCCGAUGCUGCGCAACAAGCGCAUCUGUCUCCUCAUCGCGCACCCCGAUGACGAGGCCAUGUUCUUUGCGCCCACGGUCAUGGCACUCGCCAAGCCUGAGACUGGCAACCAUGUCAAGAUCCUCUGUCUGAGCAGUGGCAACGCAGACGGCCUCGGCGAGACGCGGAAGAAGGAGCUCGCCAAGUCGGGAGUGAUCCUCGGCCUGCGCAAGGCCGACGACGUCUUCGUCGUCGACAAGCCCGAGUUCCCGGACAGCAUGACGACGACCUGGGACCCGGCCGCCAUCUCGUCGCUUCUGUGCUCCGCCUUCGCGCCCGGCCUCGCCCGAUCACGCAGCACCGACACGGCCCCGACCGCGACCAUCGACGUGCUCAUCACCUUCGACGCCGGCGGCGUGUCCGGCCACCCCAACCACAUCUCGCUCUACCACGGCGCUCGGGCGUUUGUCUCUGCCCUGACGGCGGGCAAGUCCGGCUGGGCCGCGCCCGUCGACCUGUAUACUCUCCGGACUGUGCCCCUGGCGCGGAAAUACUCGGCAUUCCUGGACAUCGUGGCCACCCUCGUGAGCUGGGCGUUGGGCGCCGACAAGAAGGACAAGAAGCACCCGGGGGGGCUGGUGUUCCUCAGUGGCCUGGCGGGGCACGGUGGCAUUACCACGGCUUGGAAAGCCAUGGUAUCCGGGCACAAGAGCCAGAUGCUCUGGUUUCGGUAUGGCUGGAUCGCGCUGAGCAGGUACAUGUAUAUGAAUGAUCUGAGGUUGGAAAAGGUGAAGGGUCGAUGACAGAAGCUCCAAAAGUCCGGGUCGCUUUUUUUUCGCGGCCGUUUCGCUGGGAGCGCUGUCAGGAUAUCCAGCUGCUCCGUAUGCUGUCCGGCAUGUGCCCGACUGGUACCAUCAAAAGGCGCCAGAACCGACCGUGUUUGCGCCCCGGCCGGUCAAAGGGGCGUGGGGGCGGUGUAUUUACUGUACAAUUACAUGCCGCCCGCGCAUAUUGCAGAUAUUGUAUAUAUAUAACCACUCAGAUGCCUCAGAUGUCCGUUCGACACACCCCGCCCCACC
Molecule: messenger RNA, 1344 nt
Organism: Thermothielavioides terrestris NRRL 8126
Lineage: Eukaryota; Fungi; Ascomycota; Sordariomycetes; Sordariales; Chaetomiaceae
Exons: 2
Coding region: 202-1068 (288 amino acids)
Biological process (GO): GPI anchor biosynthetic process
Cellular component (GO): endoplasmic reticulum
Molecular function (GO): N-acetylglucosaminylphosphatidylinositol deacetylase activity
Source: RefSeq, a predicted model, not a curated record